AUGGCAACCCAAAAACCUGUUAACAUAAGCUCCGUGCCUAUUGAUGGUUUCAGUAACUUAAAAAUUACAUCAAUUUGGACGUUCCUCAUGUCUGUAAAGUGGUCGGAACCGUGGAUUAUUUGUGGUGUUGCGUUACACAUAAUGUGUCUUUGCCUGACUUUGGUGACGUGCAAGUUUUACAGAGCGCAAAUCUGCCACUUCCUGCUCAUAAUUGCCUUGGUUUACAGUGCGGAAUAUUUAAACGAGCUGGCAGCCAUGAAUUGGAGAUCCUUCUCCGAGUUCCAGUACUUUGACUCCAAGGGCAUGUUCAUAUCGUUGGUUUUCUCCAUCCCGUUGCUCUUCAACGCUGUCAUUAUUGUGGUUGUUUGGCUGUACAGAACCUUCUCCACCAUGGCCGAGCUGAAGACACUGCAGCUAAAGCGGAAGGCGCGCCUAGCCAAAAAAAUUGACUGA
This is a messenger RNA of Nerophis lumbriciformis (worm pipefish), 453 nucleotides long. NCBI's taxonomy places the organism in Eukaryota, Metazoa, Chordata, Actinopteri, Syngnathiformes, Syngnathidae. The record is from RefSeq and is a predicted model, not a curated record.